AUGAAAACUAAUAUUGUGCUCUUCCUUUCCCAGAUUCAACAGUUGGAGACGCAGGUGAUCGAUGCGGAAAAACGGGCACUCACCGCUCACCAGCAGGUACAGUGGAUGGAGGAGAAGCUGAAGGCUCCAGACAGUCAGUCCGGAGAUGCGGAGGUGCGUUUGUUCCAGCGGUGCCAGGAGCUGCAGGCCGUGGUGCAGGAGAAGGAGGACGUCAUCGCACAGAUGGAACAGCAGCUGGAGGAGCAGAAACAGAUCCGACUUCAGGACUCCAAAACAGUGGAGGAGAAAGCAGCCAAAAUCAAGGAAUGGGUGAUGCUGAAGUUAUCAGAGUUUGAGGUUGAGAACGCUGCGCUAAGAGAAACCAACAAGCAACAGGAGGCUCAGAUUCUGGAGUUACAGAAACAAGUGCAGGCCUUUGAGCAGAAGUGUGGUGCGGGAAGAGGAGUCCUGUGCAGACAAGGGGAGGCCCAGCGGCUCAGCAGCCUGACGUUCGGCUGUUUCCAGGUGAGGGGGAAGAGCCCCCAGGUCCUUACAGGACCAGCACCCUGCCAGAGGACCCUCAGCACCCAGGGAGAGGCUGAGGACAUAGAAGAAAACGAGAUUAGCGGUGAGCAGGCAGCCUCCUCAGGGACAAACGGUGACAUCCAGACCCCUGACCCCACCGGACAUCUGGGAGACGACAGUGUGUCUGAGAGCCAGGGAGAUCCUGCUCGUGGCCCCGAGUCCCGCGGCGUUUCCUCCGUGCUCUCCAGCGCCGCCUCAGAGGGGGAGGGGGUCGGGGGGGGGUCGGGCGGUGUGGAGUUCAGCCGCCCCGGCAGUGAGACCUACCUGACUGCCUCGGACGACAGCAGUUCUCUGUUCGACGAUGACAUGCAGCGCGCCGAGCGGCCCCGCUUCAGCCUGCUGGGGUCCUCGGAUGGGCCCCUGGGAGGGUGUAAGGAAGAGGAGGAGGAGGGGGGCAAACUGGAGGACUACACCUCUGAGGAGCUAAACAAACGCUUUCAAUCACAGAGACUCGACUCCUCGUCGUCUUCCAGCGAGCCCAACACCCCCAGCCCCAUCCUCACGCCCGCCCUUACCCCCAAACGUCCAAACCCGCCCCAGGACCCGAGGGACAACCCCGCCUCCCCCAAACAGCCCCGUCUGCGGACCCCGGCAGGAUUCGGGCUGAUGAACGUAGCUCUGGCUAAGAAACACCUGAGCCAGCCCCCCAUCAGCAGUGAGGUCGCACACGGCCACACGCGUAACGCUCUCAGCAUGCUGCGCCCCCUCCGCCCGCAGGAAACAGACCUCGACCAGGAGCAGGAGGUCGGCAUGGAGACCGGAAAGGACAUGCCUGGGCCUCCUGAAUCAGAGGUCAUCCCAGGGCAGGACAGUGACAGCUCCGUGCCCCCCACACCCCCGCUACACAGGCUGCCCUCCUGGGAGAGUCGUAUAUAUGCUGUGGCCAAGUCAGGGAUCCGACUGUCUGAGACUUCCUGCACAGACCCUGCUAGCAAAGACCACUCACUCAAAUCCUCCUACCCUGCCUUUGUAAUGUACACCUCCCUCAUCUACAGAAACAUGACUACUCCAGUGUAUACGACUCUGAAGGGGAAAGCCACCCUGCUGAGCAGCAGUCCAUUCUCAGACGAGACGUCCAGCUCCGAGGAGUCUUCCAGCUCCGGAGAGGAGGACGCCUCCAUCUGCAGCUCUCACACCUCCUCCAGCUCCCGCAAGGACAGCAGCCCCGGCAGCCCGCGAUCGCUCAAGAGAGCUGUGUCCAUGUCUUCCAUGACAUCAGAGAGCGACUACGCCAUCCCCCCUGACGCCUACUCCACCGACACAGAGUGCUCUGAACCGGAGCAGAAACUCCCCAAGACCUGCUCCACAGUCAGUGACAACGGCAAGAGUGAACCAAUGGAGAAGUCCGGCUACCUGUUAAAAAUGGUGAAGACGUGGAAGAAGACUUGGAAGAGACGCUGGUUUGUCCUCAAAGACGGAGAGCUGCUCUACUACAACUCACCUAGUGAUGUGAUCAGGAAACCUCAGGGUCAGAUCGAGGUCAACGCCACCAGCAGCAUCACCCGUGGCGACGGUAAACAAGUCCUCCAGGUGGUGACAGGAAAGCGUGUGUACUACCUGAAGGCGGACUCCCCCAACCUGCUGGAGGAGUGGCUGCGGGUGCUGCAGAGUGUGCUCCGGCUGAAGGCUGCCAGUCCUCUCUUCACUCAGCCCGACAUCCGGCCCGGCAUGAAGGGACUGCUCAUCAAGGUUAAGCACGGCUACUCCAAGCGGGUUUGGUGUGCUCUGAUUGGAAAAACCUUGUACUACUUCCGCAGCCAAGAGGACAAGUUCCCCCUGGGUCAGAUCAAGCUGUGGGAGGCCAAGGUGGAGGAGGUGGACAGGUCAAGAGAUUCUGAUGACGAACUGAAGGCAUGUGGGCAGGGCUUACAGGCGGCACCUUUUACCAUCACCAUCCACCCUCAGGAGCAGGGGCCCACCUACCUGCUCAUCGAGUCCCGCCACCAGAAGGAUGCGUGGCUGUACCAUCUCUCCAUGGCAGCGGGCACCACCGUGGGGAAAGUCGGCACGGAGUUCGAACAACUGGUGGGAAAACUCUUCCAGCUGGAUGGAGAUUCAAACUCUCAGCUCUGGAGACACCCCAUGUUGUGUUUCAGUAAGGAAGCUCUGUUAUCUCCUCUGACCACGCUGCCUUCACAAGCUCUGCAGACAGAGGCCGUUAAACUCUUCAAGACGUGUCAGCUCUUCAUCAACGUGGCCAUCGAUGCUCCGGCCAUCGACUACCAUGUCUCCCUGGCCCAGAGUGCACUGCAGGUUUGUCUGGCCCACCCCGAGCUGCAGAACGAGUUCUUCUGCCAGCUCAUAAAGCAGACCUGCAGGAGGCAGCCACACGGCCACCCAGCACCCCUGCAGGGAUGGCAGUUUCUGGCUCUGUGUGUGGGACUGUUUCUGCCUCAGCAUCCGUUCCUCUGGCUGCUGCAGGUUCACCUGAAGAGACACGGAGACUCCAGGACGGAGGCGGGGAAGUAUGCUGUGUACUGCCAGCGCUCCAUGGAGAGGACGCAGCAGAAGGGAGAGAGGCAGGCCAGGCCGUCCCGAAUGGAGAUCCUGUCCAUCCUCCUGAGGAACCCCUACCAUCACUCCUUACCCUUCAGCGUGCCUGUUCACUUCCUCAAUAACACCUACCAGGUAGGAGCAGAUCACACAGGAAGACACCAUAACAACCACAGGGAAGCCAACAGGUGGAAUCAUGCUGCCAGAUACUCAUAUCUCAUCCCUAACAUACCAUCGUGA
Molecule: messenger RNA, 3297 nt
Organism: Notothenia coriiceps (black rockcod)
Lineage: Eukaryota; Metazoa; Chordata; Actinopteri; Perciformes; Nototheniidae
Gene: plekhh2
Product: pleckstrin homology domain containing, family H (with MyTH4 domain) member 2
Exons: 20
Coding region: 1-3297 (1098 amino acids)
Biological process (GO): negative regulation of actin filament depolymerization
Cellular component (GO): cytoplasm; cytoskeleton
Molecular function (GO): actin binding
Source: RefSeq, a predicted model, not a curated record